Molecule: messenger RNA, 240 nt
Organism: Prunus armeniaca (apricot)
Lineage: Eukaryota; Viridiplantae; Streptophyta; Magnoliopsida; Rosales; Rosaceae
Source: the annotation of a GenBank genome assembly
AUGAAAAGUAAGAGAAAAAAGGCAGCAGCAGGCAUAGGUAGAGAAAAAGAAAGGAAAGGAGAAACGGGGAUUUACAGCAAGGUGAAGACCCAUGAUGGGUUAGGAAUGAGGAACGCCAACGACUCUCAAUUUGUCAUAGGAUCUCAAGGAUUAGCAAUGACUCCAAGGAGACUACAAACACAGGUCACAAGAAAACCUAGGCUCUUAUACCAUGUCAAACAAAGUAGGGCAAAUAUUUAG